UAGAACUAGAUAAUCCACUUUACUCUUUCUCUCCCCUCUCUCUCUCUCUAGGGAUUCGCUGCGUCCCGCAAAACCCUCGCCUAACCACCAUGGUUUGAUUCUCCGGCGAGAUUCGCCGCCGUCCCGAUCCUUUCUCCUCCGCCUUUCCCGCCGAUCCGGUUUGCUUUGUUGAUCUAGUUAUCAGCAAUCUGGGGUUAAGUCGUUGUUGAAGCCUAUUGUUCUGUGGAAUUGAAGGUGUUGCGAUUAUCACUGGGUUCUCUGCCAUGGAAGAUACUCAAUCAGUUGCUACACUUGUAGACUCUACAACCUCCAAGAUACAGCAACUUCAGAAAGCAUUUGCUGAACUUGAAAGUCACCGAGCCAUAACCCUAAACCUGAAAUGGAAACAACUUGAGGAACAUUUUCAUGGGCUUGAAAAGUCCUUGAAGAGGCGUUUUACAGAAUUGGAAGACCAAGAAAAGGAGUUUGAAACCAAAACAAUGAAAGCUCGGGAGAUGCUGAAGAAGCGUGAAGCAGCUGUUAUGGCUAAGGAACAUGCUUCGUUGGAGAGGCUCCAAGAAAAGAGAGAUGCUGCAGUAUUUGCUAUUACUAAUGCUCUCCAGAAGCACAGGAAGGUUUCUUCUGUAGAACCUGCUGUUGAUUCCAGUGAGGAUCAAGGUGGGGCACCAUUUGUGGAAGAGAAACCACCUGACUCCAUGGCUGCCGAGAGUAACUUUGAAGACAUGAAAAAGUAUUCUGAAAAUCAAAAUGUGGUGGUGAAUAAUCCCCAACUAGUGAAAUUAUGUCAAGAGAUGGAUUCUGAAGGGCUCCACAAAUUCAUAUCGGACAACCGUAAGAACCUUGCUACCAUAAAGGAAGAAAUUCCUAUUGCAUUGAAGGCUGCAGCUGACCCUGCCUCUCUAGUUUUGGACUCACUCAAGGGUUUCUACAGCAUGGAGGUGUCAAAUAUGGAUGGGAAAAAGGACUCAAAUCUGUUGGGUUUACGCCGGACUUGUAUCAUGUUGAUGGAGUGCCUUAGUAUUUUGUUAACAAACCUGGAUCUGAGCUCUGUUUCUAAUUUAAUUUCAGAAAAGGUUAAAGAACGAGCAAAGGCUAUUGCUGAAGAGUGGAAACCAAAGUUAGACGAUCUUGAUGCGGAUGCCAACAACGGGAACUCCUUGGAGGCCCAUGCAUUUUUACAACUUCUAGCCACUUUUGGUAUUGAUUCUGAUUUUGAUCAUGAAGAUUUAUCCAAGCUAAUACCAAUGGUUUCUCGUCGACGCCAAACAGCUGAUCUGUGUCGCUCCCUUGGAUUGUCAGAGAAAAUGCCAGGUGUAAUCAAUGUGUUGGUGAGUAAUGGAAGGCAAAUUGAUGCUGUUAACCUAGCUUUUGCAUUUGGGCUUACAGAACAGUUUUCACCAGUAUCAUUACUGAAAUCCUACUUGACUGAGGCAAAGAAGGUUUCUUCACCCAGCAAAAGUGGAAACACCUCUCCUACUGUACAGAAUGAGGUCAAUGAAAGGGAGCUGACUGCACUUAAGGCUGUGAUCAAAUGCAUUGAAGACCACAAGCUUGAACAGCAGUAUCCGAUGGACCCACUCCAAAAACAGGUUCUCCAGCUAGAGAAGGCAAAGGCAGACAAGAAAAGGGCGACAGAAGUUGCAAAACCCCAACCCAAAAGACCUCGUGCCAAUGGUGUCGUAGGACAUGGACCUCGAUUUACUAAUGUUGCUGCUGACAAGAACUUCUAUCCUAGAGUGACUGACAGGUACCCGCAGUACAUAUAUGACAGACCCUAUGUUUACCCUGGACCAACUGACAACCAUGUUCCCUCGGUUAUGGGUUCUCCUGCUUACAUGUCUCCAGUUCAUGGCAACUUCUUUGGAAAUGGCUUCCAGUACCAGGCCCCGUAUCUUCACUAGUGGGUAGGAAUGUCUAAACUUUGAUUAUGAUCCCCGUUAACAGUUAGUGUUAACCCCUUCAGUUUGUUAAUGUUGCAAUGUAUGAUCGAAUUUAGUAUCGUGAAAAAAGACAAAAAAAUAACCUUGUUGAUUUUUAAUUUUCUGUACUAGCUGAUACUGUGGUCCUUCUAAUAUAUGCACUGUUUUUAAUAUUUAUGCA
This is a messenger RNA of Camellia sinensis, 2100 nucleotides long. Its product is annotated as FRIGIDA-like protein. Lineage: Eukaryota; Viridiplantae; Streptophyta; Magnoliopsida; Ericales; Theaceae. The record is from RefSeq and is a predicted model, not a curated record.